Molecule: messenger RNA, 591 nt
Organism: Trifolium pratense (red clover)
Lineage: Eukaryota; Viridiplantae; Streptophyta; Magnoliopsida; Fabales; Fabaceae
Exons: 1
Coding region: 67-591 (174 amino acids)
Source: RefSeq, a predicted model, not a curated record
UGUAAUGAGCAUUGCUCAUUCGAUCCUCCGCGUGAUGGAGUUGCAUGCCGAAACCGUUUUAAUUAUAUGAACAAAAUACUGGGUAAAUGGAUUGGCGCUUAUGAUGGCGCUAAGCGUCUCCAAGGAAGUGGUUGGUCCGAGAAUGAUGUUUUGGCAAAAGCGCAGGAAAUAUAUGCAUGUGGGAAGAAUGUUCGGUUCACUUUAAUGGAAGAAUGGAAUGCUCUCCGUGAUCAACCACGUUAUAGUAGUCAAGUAGGAUCUGGAAGUAGUGGAUCUAAGAGAUCUCACGAGAGUGAUGCAUGUGGCUCAAACUCUGUAGGAUCUAGUGCUCGUCCUAUAGGUAGGGAUGCAGCCAAAAAGAAGGGAAAAAAGAAAGCUUCCACACCCACAGAGGUGGUGGACAAAGAAUUGGAUACUUACAUGAAAAUGAGGGAGAAAGAGGUGGAACAUUUGACAAUGGUAGUUUCCAAUCAACAAGAGAAAAACAGACUUAAGAAAAUGAAAAUGUAUCUGAAGUUAAGUUCUGAUGAGAAUCUCGAUGACCGGAAGAAAGCCAUGUUGGACACAUUGGCCCAAGAACUGUUUCCAUAA